Molecule: messenger RNA, 912 nt
Organism: Triticum aestivum (bread wheat)
Lineage: Eukaryota; Viridiplantae; Streptophyta; Magnoliopsida; Poales; Poaceae
Product: eukaryotic initiation factor 4A-III homolog B
Exons: 6
Coding region: 1-687 (228 amino acids)
Source: RefSeq, a predicted model, not a curated record
AUGCAAAAAGACGCGCACUCCUCAUGGCUAGAAAUAAAGGCAGAGACCUCAUACUUUUCUAAUUGUGUAUUAUUAUUGAACCAUAUGCAGGUUGUCUUGAUCUCUGCAACUCUGCCCCAUGACAUCUUGGAGAUAACUAGCAAGUUCAUGACUGAUCCAGUCAGGAUCCUUGUAAAGCGUGAUGAGUUGACCCUAGAGGGCAUCAAACAAUUCUUUGUUGCUGUUGAGAAGGAGGAAUGGAAGUUUGAUACUCUGUGCGAUCUUUAUGAUACACUGACCAUCACUCAGGCUGUCAUUUUCUGCAAUACUAAGAGAAAGGUGGAUUGGCUUACUGAAAGGAUGCGCACCAACAACUUUACCGUAUCAGCUAUGCAUGGUGACAUGCCUCAGAAGGAAAGGGAUGCAAUCAUGAGUGAGUUCAGGAGUGGCACGACCCGUGUUCUGAUCACAACAGAUGUUUGGGCUCGAGGGCUGGAUGUUCAGCAGGUCUCUCUUGUCAUUAAUUAUGAUCUCCCGAAUAACCGUGAGCUUUACAUCCAUCGCAUCGGCCGCUCUGGGCGUUUUGGGCGCAAGGGUGUGGCGAUCAACUUUGUGCGCAAGGAUGACAUCCGUAUCCUGAGGGACAUUGAGCAGUACUACAGCACGCAGAUCGACGAGAUGCCGAUGAACGUCGCCGAUCUGAUCUGAGCUCUGGACCGGAGCGGUCUCUCCCUCGCUAGGUCUCUGUGUGUGGGAUUUGGUUGAUGUUUGGCCAUGACGACUGUAUUGGGGUUUCCUUUGUUUUGCUUUUGGGCGGGUAUGAAGGAACAUGAAGUGUUUAUAUUGUUUCUUGGAGAAGCAGCUCUGGCCAACUUUGGCAGGCACUCUGCUCAUUGAACUUGUUAUUUUAAUUAGUUUUGGCCUUUUGAAUAA